Molecule: messenger RNA, 1785 nt
Organism: Striga asiatica
Lineage: Eukaryota; Viridiplantae; Streptophyta; Magnoliopsida; Lamiales; Orobanchaceae
Source: the annotation of a GenBank genome assembly
AAAAAACAAACACAGGUUUGGAUAAAAUACUAAAAUAGUCAUUAAGAAAAUCUGCAUUGUUUAAAGCAUUGGCAAUUUGGCAUGAUACAUGCAGAUCCUCACGCGGUUAAGAUGGAGAAUUGUCAAUUAAUGCACCUCAUGAACGACGUCGUUAGAGCUAUUAACUACCCACCAAUCAAACACCAGAAGGGUCAUUUUCACAUUGUAAUAAAAUACUACAAUAAACUCUAGUUUCAAAAUAAUGUUUAUUUACUAGAUUUUUUUAAUUCAGCUUUGAUUACUUCAAUAUUUGCUUGCACGUCCUUUAUAAACUACACUAUUUAUUACACCACUUGUUUGAUUUCAAUUCGGACCCAUCUUAAUCUCUCUCUCUCUGUCUCAACACACACACGCACAUAAAUAUCAUUGGUAUCAUCAUCACAGGUAAAUCAGCUUAAACGGCCAUGACCAAUAGAUUCAGCAGCCACCAAUUUGUAGGCCACCGCGAAGAUUCCGAGUACUCGCCGGCAACCAGCGCCGGAGACUCGCCGUGCUCCGCCGUGUCGGCGGAGGCCAGGAUUGCCUCUACCUCAUCUUCCAAAAGAAGUAAGCGCGCGAUACACAAGAGAGUGGUGUCAGUGCCGAUCGCAGGCGUUGAGGGACUAAGGCUCAAAGGCGAUCCGAUGAGCGCUCCACCGUCCGAUUCUUGGGCCUGGCGCAAAUACGGCCAAAAGCCCAUUAAAGGCUCCCCAUAUCCCAGAGGAUAUUAUAGGUGUAGCAGCUCGAAAGGAUGUCCGGCUAGAAAGCAAGUUGAAAGAAGUAAAUUGGACUCUAAGAUGCUUGUGGUCACAUACUAUUGCGAGCACAACCAUCCUUGGCCGGCGUCUCGAAGCAACCACCGCACAGCCGCCGCCGGAAAUGUCGGAACUCCGGUUUCCGAUGAGGCUGGGGAGGAAGAAGAGGAGGAGGAUGAAGAAGAAACAAAACCUGCAAUUAAUUUAUCAAAUAACGAACAAAUUCAAUCUCCCCAUGAAAUUAAUGUCAAUCUCGGCGACGCGCCGCUAAUUGACGGCAGUGAAUUUGGGUGGCUGAGUGAUUUUGACUGCACGAGUUUUUGGCCGGUGUUGGAAAGUCCAAUUUUGACCGACGAGGUCGAGAUUUUCGCAAUGCGGGAAGAGGACGAGCCGCUAUUUGCCGAUCUAGGCGAGCUGCCGGAGUGCUCGGCGGUUUUCGGCCGUGGGAUGGAGGGCCGACGGCGGCGGCCGGCGGGUCUGGCCACCAACGGCUGAGAUUCUUCCUUGGUUUGUUUGGCCUUUUCGAUACGAAACGGAUGCUUCGGUGAAUUUUCAGUUCACCUACCUAUAAGGAAUUUUUAAUCUUUGGAUCAAAAGAUUCAAAUCUCACUUUUAUAGAUUUAUGUGAGAAUUGGGAAUAUAUUGAUCCAGCGAAUAAAAAUUUUUGAUUGUCGUGCUGUCAUAAGAUAACAAUUUUUUUUUUUCUUUCAUUUUCGUUUGUUUAAAUAAAAAGAAAGUUUUUUUUCUUUAUUUUAAGUUGUAAUUUGAGUUGAUUUUUCAGAAGUGUAGUGGUUAGGGAAUAAAAUAUUGAAAAAAAUUGAUGAUUGGAGGGUUUGAUGUCACAAUUUUCUUUGUAACUAAGCGCGUUUGUCCUUUAUUUCUCGUUGAUUCCUUAUCCUAUUUGUAAUUUUUUAUUAGUCCAGCCUGAUAUUUUAUUCCAGGGAUAGAAAAUAUAUUAUUGGUUUAUCAAUAACCGUUGAUUUGUUUUAAUUUUUACUUUAAAAGAAUAUUU